Messenger RNA from Nerophis lumbriciformis (worm pipefish), 765 nucleotides. Lineage: Eukaryota; Metazoa; Chordata; Actinopteri; Syngnathiformes; Syngnathidae. The record is from RefSeq and is a predicted model, not a curated record.
AAAAUGAGCUUGAUCCAAGGCGGGCACGACGUCGUCGUCUGCGGCCCCAGAGUGGAAGCGGUUAGAGGCGGCCUCACUGCAGACAACGGCGGCGGGGGGCCGAGGCUCCAGCCGAGCGCGCAGCCUCCUCCGGGUGGCGGCGGUCGGAGCAAAGAUGCCCGCUCCCACCACCGCCACUACCAUCACCACCACAGCAGCGGCUGCGGCACCUCCAUGCUCAAGCAGCCGUCGCACAACGAGCCCGCCGACGUCGUGAGGCGGGCGUUAGACUUCAAGUGCCAGGGCACGCAGUGCUACAAGGACAAGAAGUACCGCGAGGCUAUCGGCAAGUACCACCGAGCGCUGCUGGAGAUGAAGGGGCUUUGCCGGGUGCUCGGCGACCCGGACGGAGGUGGGUCCAAGUCGUUGCUGGCCGCCAUCGGCAAAUCCAGCCCGCUGACAGAUGAGCAGAAGGGAGCCAUGGAGAACGCAGAGCUUGAGUGCUACAACAGUCUGGCCGCCUGCCUUCUCCAGAUGGAGCUAGUCAACUAUGAGCGCGUGAAGGAGUACUGUCUGAAGGUGCUACACAAGGAGGGCAAAAACUUUAAGGCCCUGUACCGCUCGGGUGUGGCCUACUACCACCUAGGGGACUUCCAGAAGGCCCUCUACUACCUGAAGGAGUCGCACAAGCAGGAGCCCUCAGAUACAAACGUCAUUCGCUACAUUCAGCUGACGGAGAUGAAGAUCCGCCGCAGCACUCAGAGGGAAAAGAAAGACGCCGCAUAA